This is a messenger RNA of Colletotrichum spaethianum, 555 nucleotides long. RefSeq lists its product as uncharacterized. Gene Ontology annotation, cellular component: membrane. Lineage: Eukaryota; Fungi; Ascomycota; Sordariomycetes; Glomerellales; Glomerellaceae. Gene Ontology annotation, biological process: transmembrane transport. Gene Ontology annotation, molecular function: transmembrane transporter activity. The record is from RefSeq and is a predicted model, not a curated record. The transcript has 2 exons. The coding region runs from base 1 to 555 and encodes 184 amino acids.
AUGGAGAACGAAAGUAGCCCAUAUGCUGCUGCGAACUCGUCGAGCUCCUCGCGCAAGCCGCGAAAGGCCGGCAUCGGGGCCUUGCUUGCGCUCGUGCUCCUCGUCAACCUGGCUGCCAGCCUGUACCAGCUCCCCCUGAGCAGGGUCAUCGAGCGCCGCCUCUGUCGUGAGCACUAUUUGGUCACUGACCCAUCAGUCGUUGACCGAGAUGGCAACGUCGAAGAGCGCCUAUGCAAGGUUGACGGCGUCCAACAGGGUCUAGCUUGGAUACAGGGAACCAUGGAGACUGCAUGGAUUGUGGGUGAUUUCGUCAUGACCAUUCCCUUGGGCUUCCUAGCCGAACGCUAUGGGCGGCGCACCAUCCUCUGUGUCAACCUUGUCCCCCGCAUCGUCAUGUCGGCGUGGGCCGUCAUCGUGGGUUAUUUCGAGCAGACCUUACCCACGAAGGCCAUUGUGGCAUCACCCUUUCUGUCUGUACUGGGCGGCGACUGCGUUUUCAACUCAAUAACAUACGCGAUUGCAUCUGGCAUGACUGAUGAUCACGUCCAGCGGUGA